UCGCAUGUUAAAGCUUACAUUGUAUUUCUAUCUAAUUCAUUUGAAAAACAAGAAAAUGGCAAACCAAGGUCCCAACAAUCCUAGCAAUGCUGGACAAGGCCAGAUGUGGAGGGAUGACUUGCUAACCCAACAAUCUACCACCCAAAACCAAGACCAGUCAACUAACUUCCUGCAAGAGACUGGAACCCAAGUUAAGAACAUGGCACAAGGAGCAGCAGAUAUUGGAAAGGGGGCAGUGCAGGGUGCGGUUAGCAUUGCCCGAGGAGCGGCACUAGGGGCAGCAAACGUGGCACAAGGGGCGGCGGACAUCGUGAAGAAUACUCUAGAGACAAACAAUGACACCAACACUGCCUCAGGCCGUCCUGGCACCACCGCUGACGCCAGCCUAGGUGCCAGAAACUACCCAAGCAGCAACAAUCCAAGCUAUCCCAAUACUAGGAUUUGAAUUGAAGCGCUUUUCUUAAUGCUCUUGUUGAUUUGUUUACAUUGAAAUGUUACAUGAGGCCUAAGUUCAUUAGCACACCGGGCUAUGAUUGGUGAUUACUGUCAUUUAUUAAUGUAAUUUCCAGAAUUAAAAUUA
Messenger RNA from Olea europaea var. sylvestris, 580 nucleotides. RefSeq lists its product as uncharacterized. The coding region runs from base 5 to 445 and encodes 146 amino acids. Lineage: Eukaryota; Viridiplantae; Streptophyta; Magnoliopsida; Lamiales; Oleaceae. The transcript is spliced from 3 exons. The record is from RefSeq and is a predicted model, not a curated record.